CUCUUCCUCAGCAUCCUUCCUCCCUCCCGCCCCCGGGCCGGCUCCGCCCCGCCUCCCCCCCCGGGCACGCCGAGAGCCGGGUCCCCGCCGCGACUCGCCGCCCUCCGCGCUGACCCCGCGCAUCCCAUCCCGGGCAGGGGGUCACCGAGAGGCCGGGGCGCGCAGAGCCCAGCCCCGCCAGCCGCCGAGCCAGCAGCCCCGCUUAAAUACCUCCGCACCCGCCUCCCCGAGCCGCACAGCUCGCCGGGCGAGGAGCCGACAAGAGGCAGCCUCCCGCCGCCGCCACCGCCGGGGAGCCGCGCUCGCGAACCGCUGCCGAGGAGCAGAGACAGGGCCGCCCCAUGCCUGCGCACUUGCUGCAGGAGGAGGAGUUCUCCUCCACUUCCAGCACCACUGCUGUUGGCACUGUAACCUCCCGGGUGACCAGGAAUGGGAAUGCCGUUGUGGAGAAGAACUUACUCAACCAUGAGGACUUGGCAGGAGAUCGGGGCAUGAUAGAUGACCUCUUUGAUGAGACCUACCGGGAGAAAGAGGGCCCCAAGCCCCCCCUGCGAUACGUCUGGAGGAAUAUCAUCCUCAUGAGCCUGCUGCACCUGGGGGCAAUAUUCGCGUUGACGCUGAUACCAUCUGCAAAGAUCCAGACAUUGGCAUGGGCCUUUCUGUGUUUCCUGCUGAGUGCUCUGGGAAUCACAGCUGGAUCUCACCGCCUCUGGAGUCAUCGGUCCUACAAAGCCACACUGCCCCUGCGGAUCUUCCUGACUAUUGCAAACUCCAUGGCCUUCCAGAAUGACAUCUAUGAGUGGGUCCGAGACCACCGUGUCCAUCACAAGUUCUCCGAGACGGAUGCGGACCCACACAAUGCCAUGCGGGGGUUCUUCUUCUCCCACAUUGGGUGGCUGCUGGUGCGCAAGCACCCAGAUGUCAUCGAGAAGGGCCAGAAGCUGGACCUCAGCGACAUAAAGGCUGACAAAGUGGUGAUGUUCCAGCGCAGAUACUACAAGCCCUCAGUGGUGUUGCUGUGUUUCACGCUGCCUACUGUAGUGCCCUGGUACUUCUGGGAUGAAUCCAUCGUCAUCAGCUUCUUCAUUCCCGCCAUCCUGCGCUACACCAUAGGGCUCAAUGCCACUUGGCUAGUGAACAGUGCUGCUCACAUGUUUGGCAACCGGCCGUAUGAUCAGAACAUCAACCCACGGGAGAAUCCCCUGGUCAGCUUGGGGGCCCUAGGAGAAGGCUUCCACAACUACCACCACACCUUCCCCUACGACUACUCCACUAGUGAGUUUGGCUGGCGGUUCAACUUAACCACAGCCUUCAUCGACCUCAUGUGCCUCCUGGGGCUGGCCAGCGAUCGCAAGAAGGUCUCCAAGGAGGUCAUUCUGGCUCGGAAAAUGCGGACUGGAGAUGGGAGUCACAAGAGUGGCUGAGUUCCUGCUCCCUUUCACACACACACACACAUCCACACCUCUCCUUCCUCCUUUUUUCUCCCUUUCUCCCUUCCUGACCCCUCCAAACACGCUGGACAAAGGUUUAAUGUUCUGUUUACUAACUACUGAAUAAUGCUACCAGUUUGCUUAAGAUAAUGAGUUUUAACGCCCCCCUCCCACACUGUAUUUUACAUGAUGUAUUUAAGAUCUAGGACUCUGCCUUUAUAACGCCAGGCCACCCCUUCCCUUCCCUCCUUUUCCUUUCUGUUUUUUCUCUCCAGCCCCUCUAACCUGCUUUACAUUGUCCCAGUCUCUCCCUGGCAGAGAAGCUGGUAGGAAGUGGCCUGGGGAGGCCCAUUGCAGCUGGCUAUGUGCCAUUUAGUUAAGGGAAGCCUGUACCAGCCAGAUGAAGAGUAGAGCCAAAGUCAGUGACCCUCUCCCCACCACCUUCCCCCCAAAAUUCCUGCCUCUGUCCCUCCUCCUUUCUCAAGGGCUGCUGACUGACGUGACAUGGCUAAACAUGGCUCCUUGGGAAAAGCAGCCCCAUCUCCUUCUCUUGCCAUCAGAAAGAGAGUUGUCUCUUUCCAAUAAGUCUCUUUGGAAGUGUUCUCUCCUGCUCCCCACCACAUAGCCCCUUUGGAUGGGGAGAGAACAGUGCCCAAACUCUUUCAGAGCUCCAGCCAGAUUCACUAGCGGUGGGGGAUGUGGUAGCAGCAGUGGGCACUGGAGAGAGAGCGCUGGUGGCCUUAAUUCCUACUCCCUCUGGUGUCACAGCCUCCCUCCCUGCACUACCCACUGUGUCCUGUGCCACGAGGGUCUGAAGGUAGAGCAUGGCUCUGGGCUGCAUGGCCUUUUUGGAGAGCCGCAGUGAAGAGGAGGGCAGAUGGAGGGGUGUGCCACUGGCUGCCAAGGGGUGGCACCAGCCUGGAGUGGUUUUGUUCAUCUCCACUGCUGAGAUUUUUGCUGGCAAAUAGGACUUUGCCAAAAUGGAGAGGGGGAGAAGGAUGUAAACCAAAGCUCCACCUCUUGAGUUAAGCUGCUUUGUGUGUUGGAGGAACAGGGUCCCUGCUGGGUGGCAGGCAGAUGUGCAUGCCUGCCCUGCAGAUCCACAUCCUGUGCUGGGCACAGGGACAGGACAAGGGAGCACCUGCAAGUGCAGGGAGGAGUGAGGGUGUCCUCGGAGGCUCCACUCAACAAGUGCCUGAGAAACACCAAUGUGGGGCCAGGUGGCACAGGAGGCUCAAGGAAGUUGCCAGUGUGAGCUACCUCUGGCCUUUCCAGCCCAGGGUCCACUGUGUUGGUUUGCCAUUCCCUGCUGCUCAGAGGGAGUGGGAAGGAGAGGCAGAAACAGUUCCUUGUUAAUUCCUUAUCUUGCCUCCCAGCCCCCUUGGCGAGCCACCUUGGCACUUUGCUCCCUCGCCAGCGAGACAGGCAGUGAGGGCGGCUGAGCCUGUAGAAAGGUCAGUUACAUCACUGAGCCGAUGUGGGCACGCAGCGUGUGCUGGGGAAAAAAGUCCAUGUGGGUGUUGUUUCCUGCAAGUUUCAGAGACCAGCUUGAGUUCAGGCGGUCAGUUAGGUUCUGGAUGUCAUGGCCUCAAGCCCCUCACUGGGCUGAAUGUGCUUUUUUCCCCCCUUAACUCUCCCUGUUAUUAUUAAUUUUUAGUAGUAGUAGUAGUUGUAGCAAUAGUAUUGUUUUUGUUGCUUAAAUGCAUCAAUCGGAGCUGGAGGAAAGCACAAGAGGUAGCCAGAAUGAAGUGGUAUUGGAGUGGGGUUUGCAGCAUCUCCCUUUUUCAGGCAGGCCAGGGAGGGCAGAGAUGGAGUGAAUGCCAACUUCCUCGCCUCAGCUCUGCCACGUAGCAGCCAGGGACACUUCAUGGGAGCGAAUCUCUGCAGCUUUGCUUCCUUCUGCUGCUGUGAAACUCACCAGGAGCCAGGACAGCUCUGUGAUGUUCCCCUUAACAAGAACACACUUGUUACUCAGAAAAUAAGUCCUUCUUACCUUCCCCUCCCUGCCACCACCAUGACCUUGUUAUUGCUCAGCAAUGGGACCCUUCGAGGUUUUGAGCCAUCUGGAGUGAUGUGGACUUUAGCCAAGAGGAACAAGGAGAAACGGAGCAGAGAGUCCUUCAGCUCCUGGUUUCAGGAAACAGUGUCCUUACUGCUUUGAGGCUCUUGACUGCCUGGGUGCUAGCUGGGGCAAAGGAGGUUGUGGUUAGAGCUGUAUCCUUCCAUUAAAAAAAAAAAAAGAAAAAGCCUUCCAAAAAGAGAGAAACAGUGUUAGCUCUGUAAUUGUGGGCUAACUUCACUCUAGACUAAACCCCUCUGAACUCGUGGAAGUCCCUAGAGAGGAUGAAUUUGCUGCAGUCAGUAAUUUGAAAGGGGUGUGGGGAAGGGAGAAGGGGAGAAUGACUUCCUUGCUCCUGGUGCCCUUAAGAGUGAUAUACCCUACAGUAGAGAUGCAUGCUGUGAAAUACUGCAAUAUUUCACAUCCUCUCAGCAGAGAAGCAGGGCUUGACAUCAAGGGUUCCUUUCAAAUUUCAAGUGCUGAUUUGGGUCCAGAUUCUGGUAUUAGAGUGGAAAUUGAGGAGCAGUAACCAAACAGUCCUGGUGUUUGUCCAGUCACUUUAAAGGUAGAUUGGCAAAUAUCUCUGGGUGCCUUAAAUCUUUCUUUAAUAUACAUAGAAGUAUUGACAGCUAUUUGCCAUAUUUUUUUUUCCUGAAUUAUGAACAUUUGAGGGGUUUCUUAAUUAUUUAAUUGCCUACAUUGAACUGUGGGUGCAGGUGAUUUUGAAUGUAUUUGAGUUAGAAUUUUUGUUAGAUUAAGAAACAGAUACAACACUUCAAUUAGAAUUUUGUUUGAUAUAUAUAUAUAUAUAUACACACCUAUAAAUAUAUAUAUAUAUUUUUGGUGGCAUGUUUGUAUCCUGGACGCAUUGUCUGUAUGUUUAGCUUAAAUGAGUCUGUGAAAGGUGGAAGCAGAGAAUGCAGCAGUGGGACCUCACAGCUAAAGCAUCUGGGACCUGUUUCCAGUUUAGCAACUCGUUCACUGCGUGAUUUGGGACAAAGUCACUUAAAAACUCUCUGUGCCUCAGUUUCCCUAUCUGUAACAGGGAGUUAUGCCCUGCCUCCCAGAGGUGUGGUGAGGCUCACUGCUGAUCAGCCAAGCAGAGGAAGUACCACACACACCACUGCUGGCAGAAGCAUGGACUGGUUUGUUUUCCAAAACCAUUCCCAGCCCCGCUGGUAUUGUGAAGAGCAGAUGUCCAAGUGUUGGAUGAUCAGGGAAGGAUUGGAAGGUUGAAUCUGCACAUUGUCUAAGCUCUGUCACUGUUGAAAUGUGAGUAGGAUACGAUUUUUCACAGCUUAGGGAUUUCUGCAUAGUAGUAUCUCUGUUUUGUGUACUGGAAAAGAAAAAAAAAUUUUUGAAAUAAUUUCUACUAAUAUGGAAACAGACAUCUGGUUGUGCUGAUCUGAAAUUUUAUUUGUUCAUAAUAAAAAUGAUAAAUGUUACUUUAAAA
Pseudopipra pipra is the source of this 4942-nucleotide messenger RNA. RefSeq names its product stearoyl-CoA desaturase (gene SCD). The record is from RefSeq and is a predicted model, not a curated record. The transcript has 6 exons. Lineage: Eukaryota; Metazoa; Chordata; Aves; Passeriformes; Pipridae. Gene Ontology annotation, biological process: monounsaturated fatty acid biosynthetic process; response to fatty acid; unsaturated fatty acid biosynthetic process. Gene Ontology annotation, molecular function: palmitoyl-CoA 9-desaturase activity; stearoyl-CoA 9-desaturase activity; iron ion binding. Gene Ontology annotation, cellular component: endoplasmic reticulum membrane. Bases 342 to 1424 code for a protein of 360 amino acids.